Messenger RNA from Culex pipiens pallens (northern house mosquito), 1173 nucleotides. Its product is annotated as solute carrier family 25 member 35-like. The transcript is spliced from 3 exons. The record is from RefSeq and is a predicted model, not a curated record. Lineage: Eukaryota; Metazoa; Arthropoda; Insecta; Diptera; Culicidae. The coding region runs from base 181 to 1110 and encodes 309 amino acids.
GCAAGAAAAUCCAUAGCAAAACAGACCCAAAGAGAUAACUUAUUUAUUUCAACUUGUUUUGAAAUCAGUAAAUAAAAUUAUGUCAUUGCACUCGAGUGCUCGGUGGCUCGUUGGAGCGGUGUGCAAGAUAAAUAAAAUAAUCAGUUUCUAGUUCAUAGCACAGCGACUAAGCAGCCCACGAUGGACGGCGUCGACUUCCUGCUGGGCGGAAUCGCCGCCACAGGUGCAACCUUGUUCACGAAUCCCUUGGAAGUCAUCAAAACCCGCAUGCAACUGCAGGGCGAAAUGGCCGCCAAGGGAACGUACCAAAAGCCGUACAAAAACGUGCUCGAGGGUUUGGUUACGAUUCUGCGGAACGACGGCUACUGGGCAUUACAGAAGGGGUUGGCCCCGUCGCUGUGCUUUCAAUUUGGAAUUAAUUCCAUUAGAUUGGGAACGUACACGACGGCGUUGGAGCAUGGCCUGACGCGAAGCGCGGACGGAACGCAAUCCAUCUGGAAGAGUGUGUUUUGGGGCGGAACCGGUGGGUUCGUGGGAUCCGCCCUGUCGAGCCCGUUCUUUAUGCUGCGCACCCACUUGCAAUCUCAAGCCGUGGCGGAAAUCGCCGUCGGUUAUCAGCACAAGCACACGGGAAUGUGGAGUGCGCUGCGGGGGAUCUACCAGCAGCACGGGAUUCAGGGAUUGUACCGGGGGGUUUCCGUGACGAUGCCGAGGGCGUUUUUGGGGAGUGGAGGUCAGUUGGCGGGUUUUGGGUACACGAAAGAUCUGCUGCAGCGGCAUCCGCUGUAUAAAGGUCAGUCGGAGCGGUUGGUUUCGGUUCUUUCGGGGGUGGUUGCUGGUACGGUGAUGGCCGUUACGAUGACGCCGCCGGAUGUGGUAGCUACGAGGUUGUACAAUCAGGGCGUGGACGGGAAGGGCAAGGGAAUCUACUACAGUGGGGUGGUGGAUUGUUGUGUGAAGAUUUUGAAGACGGAAGGGGUGGCCGGACUGUACAAGGGUUUCUGGCCGCACUACAUACGAAUUGGACCGCAUUCGAUGCUCACGUUGUUCUUUUUUGACGAGCUCAAAAGUGUUAGGAAUAAGUUGAAGCAGAAGGAAGCGAUACGGUGAUUGGGAAGUGCCUGUUUUGAAUGUUUCGUAAAACAAAUCAUAAAUAAACGCUGUUAAAACAGA